UCUCACCAACCCAGAGAUCCCAGGCAUGCAAGGGGAUCCACAGGUAGUGGCCGAUCUGGGCCGUGGGGUGGAGCAAGUGUGAGAGGGGGCACAGCCGGCAUAAAUGCACUCACACAUACUUGCACAUUGUCAGAGGUACCACCUGUUAACAGGCUGUCAGAUGAGCGCUCCAGCCUGGGCGUCAGGCUACCAGGGUGGUAACAGCCCCGGAUCUGCCACUCAAAGUGUGAUAUUAACCUCCCAUGUCCCCUCUCUGAGCCUCAAUUUCCUCUCAUGCAGAAAGGGCGUAGUGACUGAUAUGGAUUUCCCUGCUGUGCCCUGUGGGGCUUUCACUAAAUUGGACUUUAUGAUGACUCGGGGAUAUCACCCAAGUCUUGCUGACUUUGACCCAUGUCCAAGACUCUUCCCUGGGCUUCAAACCCUCAUGGAGAAGUAAGGUAGAUAUAUCAGCAACUUGGGUUGGAUUUGCCCCCCUCCCAUCUGCUAUGUCCUCACCCUCCAUCCUGCCUGGAGGUGUCCAUCACCUAAUUCAUGGGAGUGUCCCCUAGGAAACUGAGAAACCCACCUCAGACGCAUAUGCAACUGUGCCAGGCUUGCACAAGUGGAGGGAGCUCAGUGAUAACUUUUGGCCGUCUCCCCACUCCCAUCCCCGACCCCCAUGAGCUCCAUGCCCAGGAGACCUGGCUGGGCCCAGGCCAGGGGCCUGGAUUGAGACCCCUGGGUCGAGUGACCAGAGCCGGAGGGCUCCUGUCUGAGGACUCCAGCUUCUUUUCCUCAGGUGCCCAUCAGAUGGGGAGAUGGCUGAUGCACAGAACAUCUCGCUAGACAGCCCAGGGAGCGUGGGUGCUGUGGCAGUGCCCGUGGUGUUUGCCCUCAUCUUUCUGCUGGGCACAGUGGGCAAUGGGCUGGUGCUGGCUGUGCUGCUGCAGCCCAGCCCGAGCGCCUGGCAGGAGCCCGGCAGCACUACGGACCUAUUCAUCCUCAACCUAGCGGUGGCCGACCUCUGCUUCAUCCUGUGCUGCGUGCCCUUCCAGGCCGCCAUCUACACACUGGACGCCUGGCUCUUUGGGGCCCUCGUCUGUAAGGCUGUGCACCUGCUCAUCUACCUCACCAUGUAUGCCAGCAGCUUCACGCUGGCCGCCGUCUCGGUGGACAGGUACCUGGCCGUCCGGCACCCGCUGCGCUCGCGGGCCCUGCGCACGCCGCGCAACGCCCGCGCCGCCGUGGGCCUGGUGUGGCUGCUGGCGGCGCUCUUCUCGGCGCCCUACCUCAGCUACUACGGCACGGUGCGCUACGGCGCGCUGGAGCUCUGCGUGCCCGCCUGGGAGGACGCGCGCCGGCGCGCCCUGGACGUGGCCACCUUCGCCGCCGGCUACCUGCUGCCCGUGGCCGUGGUGAGCCUGGCCUACGCGCGCACGCUGCGCUUCCUGUGGGCGGCCGUGGGCCCCGCGGGCGCGGCGGCGGAGGCCCGGAGACGGGCCACGGGCCGCGCGGGGCGCGCCAUGCUGGCGGUGGCCGCGCUCUACGCCCUCUGCUGGGGCCCGCACCACGCGCUCAUCCUCUGCUUCUGGUUCGGCCGCUUCGCCUUCAGCCCGGCCACCUACGCCUGCCGCCUGGCCUCGCACUGCCUCGCCUACGCCAACUCCUGCCUCAACCCGCUCGUCUACGCGCUCGCCUCGCGGCACUUCCGCGCGCGCUUCCGCCGCCUGUGGCCCUGCGGCCGCCGCCACCGCCGCCACCGCGCCCGCCGCCGCGUCCGCCCCGCCACCGCGGGCCCCGCCGGCCGCCCCGGGGACGCACGGCCGCGAGGGAGGCUGGCGGCGGGCGGCGGCCGCGGCGGGGCCCCCGGGGGAGAGGCCGCGCGCGCCGCAGGGGCUGGCCGAGCCCCGUCCGCCCUGGGCCCCGAGUGA
Molecule: messenger RNA, 1910 nt
Organism: Canis lupus familiaris (dog)
Lineage: Eukaryota; Metazoa; Chordata; Mammalia; Carnivora; Canidae
Gene: GALR3
Product: galanin receptor 3
Exons: 2
Coding region: 798-1910 (370 amino acids)
Biological process (GO): negative regulation of adenylate cyclase activity; adenylate cyclase-modulating G protein-coupled receptor signaling pathway; neuropeptide signaling pathway
Cellular component (GO): membrane
Molecular function (GO): galanin receptor activity
Source: RefSeq, a predicted model, not a curated record